CUCCAAACCUCAUUGAUUUUAAGCACUUAAAUGAGCACCGGCAGUCAGCACAAUUGUGUCCUAUGCGAGUCGAAGCUGGACUCGAAGGAGGCACUGCAGGAACAUUUUAGGAAACAUGCAAAUAAGGAGAUAGAUAUGCGGGGGAUGCCAGUGAGAAGCAGAAAAAGUACGGCUACUCAAUGUGAUAUAUGUGGUCAGUCAUUUGAUACAAUAACGGCAACUAUAAGGCAUAGAUUUAAAAUGCAUCCUAAUUCACCGAAUAAAUUCUAUUGUUUCUAUUGUGGAAAGCAAUUCCCUCUAAAGACUCAUAGAGAUAGCCAUCAAAUGUCACAUGACACAUCUGAAAGUGAGAAAAAAGAGGAGCAUAGAAAAUGUGAAGAAUGCAAUGUGUUAUUUUAUAACCAGAAAGCGCUGAAUUACCAUCAUCGUUCUGUUCAUAAAAUAUUGGUGUAUAUGUUUCAACCAAUAGCCACUCCUCCACCUAGUAACAAAAUCAAAUUGAAUUCUAUGAAUGAUGCAUUGAGCGUGUAUUAUUGUCAUCUAUGUGGCGUGGAGUAUGUCAUAAAAUUCAAUUUACAACAACACUUGGAAAAGAUGCAUACGCCAGAGGAAAGGGAAACUAUGCCAGAUGAUUUAAUCAAAUGUACAGUAUGCUCAGCAUUGUUUUGCAACAAGAAGGCCUAUAAUGUUCACAAUGCUUACCAUCAGCCAGAUGAUUUAUAUGUAACUUCUGAACAACAAAGAAUGCAGACUGUAACUAGAAUCGAUCAGACAUUCGACAUCAGAAGAGUAGAGACUAUGGCUGAUAAAUAUAUACCACGUUCUAAUAUAUUUAAGAAAGCAAUUAAGCACGAAAUAGAGCUAAACAAGACGCAGAAAAUUGAAAUUAAGGAAAUAAAGAAAGAGAGGUUUGUAUCCUUGGAGGAUACUGUAGAUGCCAAUGAAUCCAGUGAUUCCGAGCUAGAAAUUAAAAAGAUAAAGAGAGAAAGAUCUGUGUCCUUCGACGAUAAUAUUGAUAGCAACGAUCUCAGCGAUUCCGAGACAAACAUUAAAGAAAUAAAAAGGGAAAGAUCUAUAUCUCUGGAUGAUGUUGUGGGUACCAAUGAAUCCAGCGAUUCCGAGAGUGAUAUUCCGUUGGAAAGAAGGAUUGCCAGCUAACGGAGGUUCUCUUUUUAAUCAUAAAAAGUCCCCUAUCCCUUGAGGGUACUUUAUUAUAUAAGAGAUUUAUGAAUUCCUACUACAAUCGUGAUAGCUAUCAAAUCUUUUUUGAUUUCUCUUUAUAACUAUUACUACAUAUGCAUAUUAUACAAGUUAAAGAAGAGUAACACUCGAUUGCCCAUGUUGCCAAUUGAUUGAAUACUAGAUAGAUGGUGUAUUAGAAAAUUUCUAAGCACCACUCGAUAUGAGCGGACGUGUUCAAUCGCAACGUAGUUAAACGAAACGUUCCCGUUGAAGAAAUAGUGUAGAAAGCCAAUAUUUAUUUUUAUUUUUGACGAUCAUGUUAAAAAAAUAUAGUAAUUGAAACAAUUGAAUGUGAAUAACUAUGUUUGCUAAUUAAAUCUUGAUUUUUAUGUGUGUUUGUAUAUAUCUUAUUAAAUAUAUACAUAUAUAUAUACAC
Molecule: messenger RNA, 1618 nt
Organism: Pogonomyrmex barbatus (red harvester ant)
Lineage: Eukaryota; Metazoa; Arthropoda; Insecta; Hymenoptera; Formicidae
Biological process (GO): regulation of transcription by RNA polymerase II
Cellular component (GO): nucleus
Molecular function (GO): RNA polymerase II cis-regulatory region sequence-specific DNA binding; DNA-binding transcription activator activity, RNA polymerase II-specific
Source: RefSeq, a predicted model, not a curated record